CGCGUGGCGCUGCGGGAGCGCGGCUCCUCACUUCCUGCUCGUGCACUCCAACAUGGGCGCCUUCCGGAGGGGCUUCGCGGCGCUCGGGCUACUCAGGUGGUCCGCAGUCCUCGCGGGCAGCAGCAGGAGAAGCCCGUCCGCGCGCCAUCGCCUCGCAGAUCUCCCUUUGGCCGCUGGGAGGAGCUGGAUCUCCGUGUGCGUGGGUGGGCUGUGCGCAGUGCCCUUCUCACAGCAGACUGAGGGGCUCACUUAUGAGACGCUAAUCCGUCGGGCCUCGUCUCUGGUCACAGACAGUACCAACACCUUCCUCUCACAGACCACCUUAGCCCUGGUGGACUCCAUAGCAGAGUAUAUCAAGGCAAUGCACACGCUUAUGGCACUGCAGCAGCGCUACAUGACCUCUGUUGGCAAGCUGAAUCCUGCAGAGGAGGACUCUGUUUGGCAAGUGAUCAUUCACCAGCGUGAACAGGUGAAGGACAGACGGGAUGAAUACAAGAGGCUCGAGUCAAACUGGAUGAACGCCAUCCAUCUCUCGGAGCUGGCAGCAGAAGCGGCCUACAAUGCAGGUGCAGACCACGCAUCUGUCACAGCACAAACCAACCUGCAGGUGGCACAGGCACAGGUGGAACAGGUGCGGCUGCAGUUGUUGGAGACUGAGAAGAAAAUGGCAGAGACCAAGGCUGAGGAGAUGCAAAGAAUGGCCCAGUUUGCAUCUAGGAAUGUGGAGGAGGAAGAGGAGGACAUUCCUGAAGCCUACUUGCGUGAAGAUUGAAUGGACACACACACUAUAUAUGCACACUCAUCAAAUCCUGCAAUAUUAAUUUACACUCGCAGCUAUUGUCAUACCAAUUCUGUCUAUUACUGCCCACUCCUCAUGCAAGUGGGGAUUUUCUGUUCACUCUUUGUUGAUGGUGCACAGAGACAAGGGAGAAGACACCAGCCCUGUGAUUUAGUUGACCACUUACCUAGCAGUUGCUCUUUAGCCUCCAUGUCUGAAAACAUGAGAUGGUUUUAUGGGUGCUUUACAAGUCUGCACAGGUUCUUAAUCUACAAACAGUAUGUUUUUCAUACUGCAUCCUCAAGGAGCAGAUUGAAACAAUCUACUGUUCAGUGUAACUGUAGUCACCUGGUAGUGUCCCUUCCAUUAUUACAGUUGCUUUUUUCUUUUUUUUUCUCCCUUUCCCCUCCAUUCUGACAGUGUGGAGAAAUGUCCUUGACACCCUGUGUCACCCCCACACAAAUAGUAUACAAAUUCACUUUUGUGGGUGUUGCGUUUGUUAUUGUGAGGGAAUAAAAGUGAUGAUUUUCUAAGUUUUUGGGGAAAAUUAUUACUGUGAAAAUGUUUACACCUCAGUACUUUAAUCAGGUAAUCUUGGCAAAAGCCCAUGUGUAUAUUACUUGGUUGAUGUGUAUAUUUAUAAAUAAAGUAUUGCUGUA
Molecule: messenger RNA, 1437 nt
Organism: Scleropages formosus (Asian bonytongue)
Lineage: Eukaryota; Metazoa; Chordata; Actinopteri; Osteoglossiformes; Osteoglossidae
Product: diablo homolog, mitochondrial-like
Exons: 6
Coding region: 53-772 (239 amino acids)
Biological process (GO): intrinsic apoptotic signaling pathway in response to oxidative stress; neuron apoptotic process
Cellular component (GO): mitochondrion
Source: RefSeq, a predicted model, not a curated record